This is a messenger RNA of Ceraceosorus guamensis, 2517 nucleotides long. RefSeq lists its product as hypothetical. Lineage: Eukaryota; Fungi; Basidiomycota; Exobasidiomycetes; Ceraceosorales; Ceraceosoraceae. Bases 1 to 2517 code for a protein of 838 amino acids. The transcript has 7 exons. The record is from RefSeq and is a predicted model, not a curated record.
AUGGACCAUGCCAAUGUGACCCCCGCAGCAGCGCUUUUAGCAGAUCAAACUUCCGCACGAGGAGGUCUUUCGGCGCGCAAGAGGAGUCUGCUGGCCAUCGCGCUGCACAUUCUGCUCCUCGUAUUUUUCCUCAUUCUAGCCAUCGUUUGGGCUGUUCGAUCCGCCUCUCCAUCCAGCAGCAGCAGCAGUAGCAGCAGCAGCGCAUCCACAUCCGCUCUGGGCCAAUCUCUGGGCUUAUCCGCCAACUCCAGCUUUGCCAAACAUCACUCUUUUCCCACGCGCAUUCCCAUCGGUCUGCUAGCUCAAGCGCAAUCCGCGCUCAAUUUUCUCAUGAGCAUCAUUGCUGCCCUCUUCUUGGGCGUGUGCGGUGCUUUGGCCGUCAGAGCUGCGACGCAGAGAGCCAUCAUCAAGGGCGGAACGAUGACUGGUAUCAGCGAGACGCUCAGCGCCUGGGGUGGUCUGGUCAGCGCUGUAGAAGCGUUCAGAUCCAGCGGCGACUGGCCAGGAGGCAGGAGCACCACGCUGCUCAUCCUGUUGUACCUGGGCGGAUGCAGUCUCAUCUCUGCCCUCUUGCCUGCCAUCUUUACCCUUUCCGCCGUCAACACCCACGCUCCCGCCUCGCUCUCCUUCUUUCCCUACUCCAAUCUGUCCAUGAACAUUGACAAUCGGCCAACGUACACGCAACCAGCUUACAGCGUAGAUGGUAUCCUCACCAAAGACUUUCAAACCGCUCGAGCCGGACUGUCCGGCUCGCGAAUCUACGACAUCUUGACGCCUUCCGAUGUCACGCCUGGCACCGCCCUGGUCAAGGCGUACGAUGUGGACGUCAAGUGCGGCGCGCCCGAAAGAGCUGCGCUCAACGCUACCGUCGCACCCUUUGACGGCAGCUUCCACUCCAUACGCUUAAACUUUACCAUCGGCGGCAGCAACAUCUCCGACGUGGCAGCGUACGAUACCAACGGCAUCAACAACUUGGACUGGCAGCUCAACUUGGUGGAUGAUGUUGCUUUCGUCAACCCAUCCGGCUGGGCUGGCAAAUAUCAAAAUCAGCUUUCGCGCGCCAGGUUGCUCCGCACCCAACCUGUUCCCGGUGAUGACAUGCUCAACGUACUCAAUGGACGCAACAUCUUCAUGUACCUCUUGAACCAAGAAGAUCCGGACUUGUCCUUUGAUGUUGGGCCCAACUACGACGCCAAGGGUAAUGGCGGUCCAAGACUUCCCUUUACCAUGUAUCCACCUCCAGCUUCUGCUCCAGAUGCUGCCAUCGAGCUAAACGGCAAACAAGGAGGCUACCGCGUCAAUGGAACGAUUACCCUGACGGGCGAUGACGGCAGACCCACAUUCCUGAAUAUGAGCGCCACGGUAUUGGGAUGCACAGUGUUCGUCGAGCCCGUGUCCAACGUGUCCAUCGACAUGUCCAGCAAUCUCUUGCUCUCCCACUCGCAGCCCGCUCGUCAAUCGCGCUACGCCACGCGCGAAUGGGGUAGCUGGAUGCCAACUGCGCGCAAUGCCGAUGCUCUGUACGCUCCAGACACGUACGCCCACAACCUGCUAGCCUUGACCGCAGGAUCCAUCCUGGACGUCAGCUCGGCGCCCACCGGCAAUCCCGCCACCACGUCGCGCAACACUGCAGCUUGCAUCUCUAGACCUGGAGGUACGUGUCACAUCGACACCAUGGCAGAAUCCUUUUUUGCUCAGCAGCUGUGGAAAGCUAGGUACGCGCUGUUCAUGGACGAGAACAAUCUGCCCACUCGCAACUUGACGGAGGAGGACUUGAAAAGGAAGAAUACACUCGCUUUGAUCGAGGAAAGCUUGGCGAACGUGACGGCGUGGUCCUACUACGCCAUCUCUCGCGAAGCUUUUCACUUUGCCUCCGAUCUGCACGUCCCCGUCAACAAUUCCAAAGGCUUCCUACCCAUCCGAUCGACCAUUCCAAAUGUCGAUGCGCCAGCCUCCAACCUGUGGGAGCUGGGCAGCAGCAGCAGCAGCGCCGAUGACCUGCAACUCCCAUUCGCGCUCUCCACCAUCAAUGCCGUCGAGUUGCAGCUGAAUGCUUGGCCAAUCUUUGUGGGUCUGGUAGGAAGCAUUGCGGUGCUUUGCAUAUUGGCCUACCUCGUCCGACCUAGCAGAUCCUACGAGCGCAUCAAUCUCAUCAUUCCAGGAACCAGCUUCAUCCAACUAGCCGCGCUGCUCUCCUCUUCCGACAUUCCGCAACGCCUAUCCAACAGCCGUACGUUGGAACUCAAAGAGUUGCGCAGGUUGGGCCGGUUCGAAGUUCAUUUGGCCGGUUCCGAGGGGCAUCCAGGCGCGGACGCAGGCGCAGAUGUAGCGCCUCUCAGCGCGCCUGCGUUCGAGAAGCUUCGACCUGAACGCAGCGAUACUCGUCCCAGCAUGAGGAGCAGACAAGCGACGAUCAGCAGUCAGACCCGCUCGCACGCAUCCAGAUCCCAACCUCGUCGCGACGAUCGCAUUCUCGAAGCAGCGGCGGCGGCGACGGCGGCUGCAAGCUUAGCAUAG